CUGGUGCAGUAUUUAGCGCCUCUCUUCCUCACUCGUCUCCUCUCAACACACACAAAAGUGAAAUUCGCUCUCGGAAAUUUAUUAAUUUUUCGAAAAAUUUGAGUGAUAAUGGCCACCUCUGCCCACGCACGGAAGAAAGUCUGCUACUACUACGACAGCGACAUUGGGAACUACUAUUAUGGUCAAGGGCAUCCCAUGAAGCCGCACAGGAUACGUAUGACCCACAAUCUUCUCCUCAACUAUGGAUUGUACCGGAAGAUGGAAAUUUAUAGGCCGCAUAAGGCUACUGCUGAAGAGAUGACAAAGUUCCACAGCGACGACUACAUCCGGUUUCUGCGAAGCAUUCGGCCUGAUAAUAUGACUGAGUAUAACAAGCAAAUGCAACGAUUCAAUGUGGGUGAAGAUUGUCCAGUCUUUGACGGUCUAUACGAGUUUUGCCAGUUAUCUGCCGGAGGCUCUGUCGCAGGAGCUGUCAAGCUUAACAAGGAGGCAACUGAUAUUGCGAUCAACUGGGCAGGAGGUUUGCAUCACGCCAAAAAGUCUGAAGCAUCUGGGUUUUGCUAUGUUAAUGAUAUUGUGUUGGCUAUUCUUGAGCUACUCAAAUAUCAUCAGCGAGUUUUGUACAUUGACAUUGAUAUUCAUCACGGAGAUGGUGUUGAGGAAGCAUUCUACACUACUGACCGAGUGAUGACAUGCUCUUUUCACAAGUACGGAGAGUACUUUCCAGGGACAGGAGACUUGAGGGAUAUUGGAGCAGGCAAAGGAAAGUAUUAUGCCGUCAAUUUUCCUCUUCGAGAUGGAAUUGAUGAUGACUCGUACGAAUCUAUUUUCGUCCCCAUCAUGACCAAGGUUAUGGAAACCUAUCAGCCUGGAGCAGUGGUUUUGCAAUGUGGAGCGGAUUCUUUAACUGGAGACAGACUUGGGUGCUUCAAUCUCACAUUGAAAGGUCACUCCAAAUGUGUCGAGUUCGUCAAAAAGUACCAUCUUCCCUUACUCAUCCUUGGGGGUGGUGGAUACACCAUACGAAAUGUAGCCCGUUGUUGGACUCUGGAAACUGCUGUUGCUCUUGGGACUGACAUUGCAAAUGAACUUCCCUACAAUGAUUAUUUCGAGUAUUUUGGACCUGAUUUCAAACUUCACAUUAGCCCAUCCAACAUGGCGAACCAAAAUACACCAGAGUACCUGGACAAAAUCAAAACUCGAUUAUUUGAAAACUUGAGGAUGCUCCCAUGCGCUCCUGGAGUACAAAUGCAUGCUAUCCCUGAGGACGCCAUCAACACAGAAGACAUUGACGAGGACUCGAAAGUAAAUCCUGAUGAACGAGUCUCCAUCCGUGCGUCAGAUAAGCGAGUAGCUAAUGAAAAUGAGCUCAGUGACUCGGAAGAUGAGGGAGAAGGCCGAAAAGAUCAACGGUCUUACAAACGCAAACGUUUGAAGCAGGACGAAAAAAAUGAAAACGCGAAUGGAGCACCUGAAUCAAAAUCCUCGGAUAUCAAGGCUUCUGCUGAAACUGGUAAAGUUGUAAAAGAUGAGGUUAGCGCCGUUAAGGCUGACAGUGACGAAGUUAUGACAAAGGCUGAGGAAAAUGGAUCUAAAAGUCCUGCACGUCCUCCAAAAUCGGACAGCGCUCCUCCAGUAAAGUCUCCUGUGGAGGCAGAUACUCCGAUGGAAACUGAAGAUAUCACUGAUGGGAAAGACGAGAAAGAGAAACCAUCAGCCACUGAUCCACCCAAAACAGUAGCAACAUAAUAAGUAAUAAUAAUAACUCUUACCUUGAUAGUGUUAUGUCCAUUCCACCCAAGCUAUUUUGCUGAAUGAAGCGGUUUUUAUACGUUUUUGUUAGAUUAUGCUCAUCUCAUAUUAAUCAGAAAUUUAAUUGACUUUGAAAAUUCAUGUUCAUCAAAAUUAUUUUGAUCUUCUGGAAUUAACUAUGAAAUAUGUAAUGUCCGGAAUGAGCUGGUUGAUGAAAAACUUUCCCCUUGGAAUGCGUAGAAUUGUUUUAUAAAAUUCGAUGAUUUCUUGUCAUCCAUUUUACCUUGUUAACAAAUACAUGAGUAACUAAACUUAUUAAACCUGUGGUUGAUGGAUUUUACUAGUAUUGUUAAUGUAUUCUAUAAAUUCUUACUAUCUACUACCAAUACACAUAUUAAUGAAAUAAAUCGUAAAUGAGAUUUA
This is a messenger RNA of Folsomia candida, 2175 nucleotides long. RefSeq names its product probable histone deacetylase 1-B (gene HDAC1). NCBI's taxonomy places the organism in Eukaryota, Metazoa, Arthropoda, Collembola, Entomobryomorpha, Isotomidae. The record is from RefSeq and is a predicted model, not a curated record. Bases 109 to 1749 code for a protein of 546 amino acids. The transcript is spliced from 10 exons. Gene Ontology annotation, molecular function: histone deacetylase activity.